Molecule: messenger RNA, 450 nt
Organism: Cryphonectria parasitica EP155
Lineage: Eukaryota; Fungi; Ascomycota; Sordariomycetes; Diaporthales; Cryphonectriaceae
Exons: 3
Coding region: 1-450 (149 amino acids)
Source: RefSeq, a predicted model, not a curated record
AUGAAACUCACCGUCAUCGCAGGCUACACUGGCUUCCUCCUCGCCAUCCCCGCUCUAGCCAGCAUCAGCGACUCCUGCAAGAGCCUGAAGCUGACCAGCAACGACGCCGGCGCCCACGUCUGGUUUACCGCCAACUGCUCCGGCCUGCGCGAGUGGUCGUGCUCCAUCAUCGACCUCGAUUUGUGCUACGGCUGGGUCAUCGGGAGCCAGACCAACACCGCGACGAUCGUGGCCGAGGCGUUUGGUAACUUUGGAACCAACUGCACCACCUGCAAACAAGAGGUCCUUCAUGAUCCCGCGAUCGUCACCUGCAACUGCCUAGCCUACUAUGACGGCGAGGUAGGGUCCAUCUACGAGGACACGCAGUUCAGUCUUGACGCGGCCCUGGAGAAUGCCGACGGGUUUCUGCAGUGCUUUGAGCAGCAGGGACGUUUUCAGAGUUUCUGCUGA